Anisakis simplex (herring worm) is the source of this 585-nucleotide messenger RNA. The record is from the annotation of a GenBank genome assembly. Lineage: Eukaryota; Metazoa; Nematoda; Chromadorea; Rhabditida; Anisakidae.
AUGGUGUCGCCGCUGCUACCAUCGAAGAAGAAGUCAACAUCGACGAGUGUAAGCUUGGAAGGGAAUGCGCUGAAUGACCGUUUGAUGCAGUUGAUUAUCAAAGGAUUAUUCUAUGAAGGCUGUGUGGACUAUUGCCAGGCACAAGCCAUCGGUGACAAGCAGGGUGCACAAAAAGGAGCGCAUCCAAGUAGUGUGCUCAGUGUGAGGGCACGUCUCUCGAGUACAGACUUAUCGCUGGUUUCGUGGCUGGAAUCGAUUGGCUUAGAACAGUUCACAUUGCCGUUUCAACAGAAAACACUUGAUCUCAAGUUGGAACAUAUCAAGAAGCCAAAGCUAGAAGCGCAAUGGACUGAGCAAAUUCUGGCUACUCCAAUAAAACCUGGUGGAGUAUUUCCGCAUGCUUUGGUACCAAAUGCAAAACUGAAAUUUGCACAAAAAAUGACACAGUCUAUGGUAUUGCCUCAAAUGAGUUCAUCAUUGGCUGUUGGUCAGUGCACUUCUCUUCAUUCGAUCACUUAUCUCACCGAUUAUAUUUCCUUUCCUUUUUGCAUCAUUUUCCAAUUAUUUAUCGUAUGUUCUGAAUAA